GUGCUGGGCAAUGGGAUUAAGAAGGGAGGCUCAACUGAGGGCGGGUACCAAGCGGGUUGCCAGUUGUCGGGUCUACAGGCGAUGGGUGUUCGUCUGCUACUUGCCUCAACCACAAAGUCCGCAAGCGACGUUGGUUGGUGCGUCGACAGGACGCAUUUCAGGGAAGGCGCUUUUCGCCUGGUUGGCCGAGGCGACGGCAUUACAUUAUGGAACUGGGGCAGGACGGCAAUCACACACGAGGUGGAGGGAUUCUGGCCAGGAAACAAGCAGAUACCGCAGCUUACUCCACCCCGUGGCAGCCGGACCAUUCACUCAUUCUGUCUGAUAACAACAUCUAGUCUGGCCUACUCCAACCACAGGCCGGCAAUCACGUAUCCGCCCUCAGUCGCCAUUCGGCCAUCGACGAAUGCAACCCCAUUUGCUGGCUACUCGUCAAAUUUCGCUAUCUUUUGCUCUCUCGCUCUCACUCGCCAUGUCUCUCUCUCCUCCUCUUCGCCAUAG
Messenger RNA from Protopolystoma xenopodis, 501 nucleotides. The record is from the annotation of a GenBank genome assembly. NCBI's taxonomy places the organism in Eukaryota, Metazoa, Platyhelminthes, Monogenea, Polystomatidea, Polystomatidae.